Chrysemys picta bellii (western painted turtle) is the source of this 4838-nucleotide messenger RNA. Its product is annotated as oocyte zinc finger protein XlCOF6-like. The record is from RefSeq and is a predicted model, not a curated record. NCBI's taxonomy places the organism in Eukaryota, Metazoa, Chordata, Testudines, Emydidae. Gene Ontology annotation, cellular component: nucleus. Gene Ontology annotation, biological process: regulation of DNA-templated transcription.
UUUGUUUUAUCCUUUCCCCAGCAGCCCCUCUGCGCUCACCUCCUGGCUGUCAGUUUUCGGGUAACGCCGUUACUGGCAGACGGGCCUGGUGGGGAGUGGGACGCAGACUGCGUGGCACUGGGGCCAAGGGGUUUUGCCCGUGUCUGGAUCCUACUGCAGUCCCCAGCGUGGGCUCUGGCUAUCCGUGCAGCCCACAAUGUUGAGCCGGGCGGCUUGUGUUGCAGGUGGCGUUCGAGGACGUGGCGGUCUAUUUCUCCCCGGAGGAGUGGGCGGCGUUAGCGGAAUGGCAGCGGGAGCUGUACCGGGCCGUGAUGAGGGAGAACUACGAGCUGGUCACCUCGCUGGGGUGGCCUGCUGUCAAACCAGAGAUCCUAUGUAAAAUUGAGCAAGAAGAAGAGCCAUGUGUUGGAGACCCUCCACAUCCCAGAGAGUGGGGGACCCCCCAAAGCUUCUGGUCAGGUCGCCGUCGUGGGAGCCAGACCUGUUUAGUAGAUGAUGGAAUCAGGAUUAAAAAGGAGGAGCAGGAGGAAGACACAGAGACCCCGGAACCGCCCAGUGCAUUCUCGGGAAAGUUGGAGGAAGGGAGCAGCCCGCCGCAGUGUGUGAAGAAGAAGAGGGGCCUGGCUCGAAGCAAAUCCCGCCAGAAGCUGCGAAGCCGGGUGGCGAAUGCUCAGGACAAAGCCCCGAGGGCUCCUCCCCAAAAAGCCUCGCUAAAGAAGAUUCCCCCGACGUGUCCGGAGUGCGACAAAAGCUUCAAGAGUAACACAGCCCUGACCAUCCACGAAAGGAGUCACACGGGGGAGCGGCCCUUCAAAUGCCCUGAGUGCGGGAAGGGUUUCCCAUCCAAGGGGGACCUGAAGAGACAUCAGAAAACCCACAUGGGAAAGGAGGAUGCUGCCCCCGAGAGAGGGAGGAGCCUUUCCGAGAAGCUGCAGAGAAGCCCUCAGGCACCCAAGCGGCCGUACACGUGCGCUCAGUGCGGGAAGAGCUUCAACAAGAGCAGAGACCUCAAAAAGCACCAGCGCACCCACACGGCGGAGAGGCCGUUCCGGUGCCUGCAGUGCGGGAGCAGCUUCCGGCUCAAGCAGAUCCUCGUGUCCCACCAGAAAGUGCACAGGGGAGUGAAGCCGUUCCAGUGCUCGGACUGCGGGAAGAACUUCAGCCAGAAGCACCAUCUCUUGAGCCACCAGCGCACCCACACCGGGGAGAAGCCCUUCUCCUGCGCUCAGUGCGGACACAGGUUCAGCCAGAAGCACCAUCUGAUCAGCCACCAGCGCAUCCACACGGGGGAGCGGCCCUUUGCCUGCCCCGAGUGCGGGAAGAGCUUCAAGGACAAGAAAACCCUCAUCAUCCAUGAGCGGAUCCACACGGGCGAGAGGCCCUACAAGUGCAACGAGUGCGGGAAGACCUGCAGCCAGAAGCAGCACUUGAAAAGCCACCAGAGGGUGCACAGGGGCAAGAGGCCACGUGGCAAAGGGGAGGAAGGCCUGGAGGAUGAUGUGGGUUUCUGCCGCCAGAAGGUCCCGGCAGAGGAGAAGCCGUAUCAGUGUGCGGAAUGCGAGAAACGGUUCCGGGACGAGCGGAUAAUGCUGGCACACCAGAGAACUCACACUGAGCAGGCGCUGCUGAAGAGCACGAGGACAGGUGCCAGUCGGAGCCCACAGCCCAUGGCCCAGCAAACGCCCUUCACCAGCACCCCGCAGUGCAGGGCAAACGUUAGCCAGAAGCCACCUCUGAGAGCCCAACAGGGAACCCCGGCUGGCAAGAGACCUUUGGUGUGCAAUGAGUGUGGGAAGAGGUUCAUGCAGAGCAAACGCCUUGUGCUACAUCAGAGGAGCCACACGUCUCCUUUCGGGGGCAGCCCCCCCGGGCCGUGUGGAAGCCAGGGGCGGGUAGGAGAUGGGGUGUGGGCGCCUUUCCCGCUGCAGCCCGGUUCCCGGGCAGGAGCCCGCGGUGCGGGUUGCGGAGGGCCCCGGGGUGGGAGUGGGACAGGGACAGGGACGCGCCCCGCCAGCCCGUGUGCGGGGAGCGGGGCGCUGCUAGGACCCGGCCGGGAGGCUCCGGGGCCAGGCGAGGGGGAGGCGGCCCGGCGCUACGGGCUGCCGGGAGCUGUAGUUUUCUCUCCCUCCCGCAGCAGGGGGAUGCCGGGUCCCCCCGCGCGGCUCCCCGGGAGAGCCGGAGACCUCCGCGCCCGAGCUCCGGGGGCUCCCCGAGCCCAGCUCUGCGCCCCGCUGCCCGCCCGCCCCGCGCAGCGCAUCCCGCCGGCGGCUGCCCGCAGCUCGGCGAGCUUCGUCCCGACGCGCCUGCCCGGCCGAGCCCGGGGGACGAUGCCCGGCGGGGGCCGGGCGCAGGUGCCGGUGUCGUUCGAGGACGUGGCGGUCUAUUUCUCCCCGGAGGAGUGGGCGGAGUUAGCAGAAUGGCAGCGGGAGCUGUACCGGGACGUGAUGAAGGAGAAUUACGAGCUCAUCACCUCCUUAGGGUGUCCGGGUGCCAAACCAGAGAUCAUCUGUCAGAUGGAGUGUGGGGAAGAGCCGUGUGUGCGGGAGCCCCAGGGCUGGAGAGAGAGGAGAUCCCAGAGCCCCUGCUCAGCAGGUGUUGGCAUCACCAUUAAAAAGGAGGAGCAGGAAGAGGGAUGUCGUGGUCAGGAAGAUCCCGAAGCCCUGGCCCCGCGGGGGACCGUAUCCGGGGUAGUGGGGGAGAAAGGUCUCCAGCUCUUGGAACUAACGAGCUGCAAGAGCGAAAGCGGGUCCCGCCGGAAGCUGAGAGCCCAGGCCGGAGACCCUCAGGGGAGACGAACCGGGAGGGUGGCAGAGAGGCCUCAUGCGUGCCCGAGCUGUGAGAAGAGCUUCAAGGACAGGACGGCUCUGAUAAUCCACCAGCGGAUCCAUACGGGCGAGAAGCCCUUCGCCUGCGCCGAGUGCGGGAAGCGCUUCACGCAGAAGCAGCACCUCACCACCCACCAGCGCACCCACACCGGGGAGCGCCCCUUCUCCUGUGCCCAGUGCGGCAGCAGCUUCCGGCUGAGAAAGGUCUUCCUGACCCACCAGCGGGUCCACGCCGGGGAGCUGCCCUUCACCUGCGCCGAGUGCGGGAAGAUCUUCAACCACAAGCACCACCUGAUCACCCACCGCCGCACCCACACGGGCGAGCGCCCCUUCCCCUGCGCCCAGUGCGGCAAGCGCUUCACCCAGAAGCACCAUCUGCUGAGCCACCAGCGCAGCCACACGGGCACGCGGCCCUUCUCCUGCGCCCAGUGCGGGAAGAGCUUCAAGGACAAGACGCCGCUGAGCAUCCACCAGCUCGUGCACACCGGGGAGAAGCCGUUCUCCUGCGAGGCUUGCGGGAAGAUCUUCAGCCACAAGCACCACCUGGUGAUCCACCGGAGAACCCACACGGGCGAGAAGCCCUUCACCUGCGCCGAGUGCAGCAAGCGCUUCACGCAGAAGCACCAUCUCGUCAGCCACCAGCGCAUCCACACCGGGGAGCGCCCCUUCGCCUGCUCCCACUGCGGGAGGAGCUUCAAGGACAAGAUCACCCUGAAGCUGCACGUCAGGCUGCACACCGGGGAACGGCCCUUCGCCUGCGCCGAGUGCGGGGAGAGCUUCCGCCUGAAGAAGGUGCUGCUCACCCACCAGCGGGUGCACACGGGGCAGGCCCCACUGAUCUGCACCGACUGCGGGAAGACCUUCAAUCACAUGCAGCGCAUGGCCAUGCACCAGACGAGCCACCACGCCCAGCGGGGGCCGUUCCGGAGAGCUCAGCGCGGGGAGAGCUGCUCGGGGAAACCACAGCUCCGACUGCCCCAGCCGGGCCAGCCCGCCGGCUGCUCGGCGCACACAGCGACCUUCCAGCCACCAGCACCCGGGGGCUCCCCCUACGCAACAGGCGGAGUAAGUCCUGGGCCUCAAUUAUACACGGAGCCGGCCCCGCGGGAUCGCCCCGAAGAAACCAUCUGACUGCGGGGAGCAGGGAAAGCGUCACUCACGAGCGCAGUCCGAACCCCCCCAGUCCUGUGCGAUGGGAGUCAUUAAUCUGCAGCACGGCGCCGGCGUGAGACAGAAACCGAAGACAGCCCGGCUGUCCCUGCAUAGCCUGGGUCAGUUCCCCUGUAAAACGGUCCGUGCUCGUCAGCGGGAGAGACGCUGCGGAGACGGGAAAUAACCCCGCUGUGACAGCCUGACCCUGCGCUGCCCUGUGUGCCUCCUGCUGCUGCAUUGGCCACACCAUUUCAGUGUCCCGGCGGGCUGGCCCAGCGCCACCUGCGCCCCACCUCCCCGCCACGCGCUGGGGAUGUCUGCGCCCCGGCUGCUUUACCCGCUGGCUUGUGUCCAGGUCACGCACGUAACAAUAGUAGUGCAGACAGCGCCGCGCAUGCGUCAGAGCAGGCUGAGAACGUCCCCAGGGGCUGGGCUGGGCUGGGCUGGGCGUGUCCUGCCCGCACGCAAGCCCCUGCGUCCCUGCGCUCAGCGCUAUCGUUCCCCAGGCUAGCUGGCCAGGCCCAGCUUGUGCUGUGUAGACAGACCCGCAGCCUGCUAGCAGGGGGUGCAGGGAAGCAGUGCUGGAGAUCCUCGAGAUCCCUUUGUCUGGGCUGCAGGGCGGGUCCCAGCAGCUGCUCUGUCACGUGCUUAGCGCUGCGUGUACCUGCAUCAGGCAGCCAAGGAGCGUCCACCUGCCCUGCCUGAGCCCCAGAAGAGCGAGAAGGAAAAUAUUUAGCACUUACACAGCAGAUUCGCAGCCCGCUGCCCACUCAGAGACACACGGAGGGCUGUGGGAAGUGGGAGUCUCUGGUGUAGGACACGUGCGGACGGAGGAGUCACAGCGUUGCAGAACUAGAGAGG